AUGGUCCAGCACGCACCUCCCUCCGCCAACAAUUGGCCACUGCACUACUGGAAACUGCCACAUGUCGAGCUUACCCACCGCAUCGAUCUACAGAACAGGUUGAACGUCCUGCAUUACUUCUGGCCAGCGUCAGCAACGACACCUCGUCUCCAAUACCUCAGCAACCGUGCCAAUCGAGGCCUCAUCUCCUACGAUUCCUGCACCACGAUAGAGCUGCACAGCUUUUGCGUCCAACGCAAGCUGAUUGCUAAAGAUGACCUUCCAACCACUCCCGGGUUCGCUAGUACUAGACCGAACCUGAUCACACUGCUUGAAACCUCCGAUGAUGCGCAGACUUUCCCUUUGCUAGCUCUUCCGCCCGAGCUUCGUGAGAAGGUCUACGCACACCACAUUCUCUCCCUCCUUCCGCCACUUCAUCCACCCCACGAAGCCUUUCUCACGCAAAGCAUGACCAUGCCACCGCCGCCUCUUAUCGAAGUAUCACGUCUCCUGCGGAAAGAAGCCCUCCCGAUAUUCUACGAUCUCCACCGCGCCAAGAUCGGCGUCAUAGAUCCUUAUGGCAAUGUAUUCAGUGAUAAAGCCUAUGCCAUUACAGAGCCUGUGGAUGCUCUCAUCGCUCGAGCGCCAGAUGCGGUUAUCGGGAGGUACCAGAGCCUGGAGCUGAGUGGGAUUGUCAGCAUGAAUGGGAGAAGUGGUGGCAGGUGCGGCGUGUGGUUCGAGGUGGAGAUGCCUAGGGAGAGGAGAAAGGGAAGCGUGAAGAUGAUGGGAAAGUUUGGAGGGGCUGCGGUCAUGGAGAGGUUUGAAGGUGUUGUAGUGAGAAUGGAAGGCAGGUUACAAGCUGUUCUAGAUGAGAUGACAGAGCAUGGAAGGGGUCUAGAAAGCAGUGACCUGGAACUGUUCCGGAAGUGCUUCGCCCAGGCUGUAUGA
Molecule: messenger RNA, 927 nt
Organism: Fulvia fulva
Lineage: Eukaryota; Fungi; Ascomycota; Dothideomycetes; Mycosphaerellales; Mycosphaerellaceae
Exons: 1
Coding region: 1-927 (308 amino acids)
Source: RefSeq, a predicted model, not a curated record